AUGCCUCCUCGUCAGUCAUCUCGACGAGGCAAGGCCGUCGCGGCGCCCGCUGCCACUGCGCCGAAAGGCAAAGCUGGAAAGAGAAAGGUCGAAGAGGAUGAAGAUGACGUGGAACCCGCUGCGCCGGAACCCAAGGCCGCAAAGAAACGCAAGACCGCCAAGGGAAAGGCUGAAGAGCUUGUGGAACUUGCCAAGCGAACCGUUAUAGAUACUCUUAAGAAGCCUAUGUAUAUUGGCGCGCACGUCAGCAGCGCAGGAGGUGUACAAAAUUCGAUUACAAACGCUAUGCACAUCGGUGCAAAUGCGUUUGCGCUAUUCCUAAAGUCCCAGCGGAAAUGGGUAAAUCCGCCUAUCGCGCCCGAUGCCCUCGACGGAUUCCUUACCCUGUCAAAGAGCAACAAAUUCGAGGUUCACAAACACUGCCUACCACACGGAUCGUAUCUCGUGAACCUCGCGGCGGCGGAUGAGGAGAAGGCGGAGCAGGCGUACAAUUCGUUCUUGGAUGACUUGAAGCGCUGCGAGUCGCUCGGCAUCAAGCUGUAUAAUUUCCACCCGGGAAAUACCAACGGCGAGCCCAGAGAAGAGGCUAUCGCGCGUAUAGUAAAGCAGCUGAACAAGGCACAUGAGGAGACGAGAACCGUGAUCACGGUACUUGAGAACAUGGCUGGGCAAGGCAACGUCAUCGGCACCACACUCGAGGAUCUAAGAAAUAUCAUCCGACUCGUGGACGAUAAGGACAGAGUUGGAGUCUGUAUAGACACAUGCCACGCCUUCGCCGCCGGCUACGACAUCCGCGAACCCUCACUCUUCAACCAAUUCCUCAACAAGUUCAACGAGAUCGUCGGAAGCCAGUACCUCAAAGCCUUCCACCUGAACGACAGCAAGGCGCCGCUGGACUCGCACCGGGACCUGCACGCGAACAUCGGCACGGGCUUCCUGGGCCUGCGCGCCUUCCACGCCAUCGUCAACCACGACGACCUCCGCGACAUGCCCAUGAUCCUCGAGACGCCCAUCGAGCGCAAGGGCGCCGACGGCAAGACCUACGAGGACAAGCAGGUCUGGGCCGACGAGAUCAAGCUGCUCGAGUCCCUGAUCGGCAUGGACAUCGACGGCGACCAGUUCAAGGCCCUCGAGAAGCGCCUGCAGGCCGAGGGCGCCGCCGAGCGCGACAAGAUCCAGGACCAGGUCGAUCGCAAGAGCGCCAAAGACGCGAAGAAGGCCACCAAGGCCGCGCCGAAGAAGAAGACGCAGCGCGGAAAGAAGAAAGCCGAGGCUUCGGAGGACGAAGAUUCCGAGUGA
Molecule: messenger RNA, 1299 nt
Organism: Annulohypoxylon truncatum
Lineage: Eukaryota; Fungi; Ascomycota; Sordariomycetes; Xylariales; Hypoxylaceae
Product: AP endonuclease
Exons: 3
Coding region: 1-1299 (432 amino acids)
Biological process (GO): base-excision repair
Cellular component (GO): mitochondrion; nucleus
Molecular function (GO): phosphoric diester hydrolase activity; DNA-(apurinic or apyrimidinic site) endonuclease activity; DNA binding
Source: RefSeq, a predicted model, not a curated record